Messenger RNA from Cucurbita moschata (crookneck pumpkin), 1500 nucleotides. RefSeq names its product CTD nuclear envelope phosphatase 1 homolog. Gene Ontology annotation, molecular function: phosphoprotein phosphatase activity. The record is from RefSeq and is a predicted model, not a curated record. Bases 291 to 1178 code for a protein of 295 amino acids. The transcript is spliced from 6 exons. NCBI's taxonomy places the organism in Eukaryota, Viridiplantae, Streptophyta, Magnoliopsida, Cucurbitales, Cucurbitaceae.
UUCCCCCUCUUCUCAAAAAUCCUCUUUCUUCUCCCCGAUCUCACUCACGCGCGGGUUCUCCUUACGCGCCAUCUUCUCUCUUCAUAAAAACUCCAACCCUCUUCCCCUGCGUGCCCCCACCUUCCUCCUCCUCCUCCUCCUCCUCCUCUUUCGCCGCCGUUGCGGACCCAUUGUCUAUACGUAACAGGUUGGAAGAUUCCAAAAUCGACUGGUUCUAUCUUCCGUCGGUGCGGGAGCAGCUAUUUCGGUGCAUUUUGGUUGUCGGAGAGGCGGUUCCGAUCAGUUACUCCAUGGCUGAGUUGACUCAGCCUGAGGUCUACUCGCUGAGGACUCUGCAGGUGUGGAAGACGUUGUUGAACUGGUUGGCUUUCUUCUUCCAGAUCUUCGUUCAGAUCCUCAGAGCUUUUGGACACCUUCGGCUUCUUUCUUCUUCUGAUUCUGAUUCUUCGUCUCCGUCUUUUAAGCCUUUGCCGGUCGUUGAGCUUCCUGAUCAUGAAUUUCUUGCUGCCUCUGCCGUUGAUAUUGCCUCUGUUGAAGAUGAGGAGUCCGACGGGCUUAUGGAGAAACUGACGAUAGUUCUCGAUUUGGAUGAAACUCUCAUAUGUGCAUAUGAGACAUCCACUCUGCCUGCUGUUAUUCGUAAUCAAGCAAUAGAAGCUGGACUGAAGUGUUUCGAACUCGAGUGUUUUUCUUCAGAUAAGGACUGUGAAGGGAAGCCUAAGGUCAACUAUGUUACUGUCUUUGAGCGUCCGGGUUUGCAUGAUUUCUUAAAUCAACUAGGUAGCUUUGCAGAUCUUGUACUAUUCACGGCUGGUCUUGAAGGAUAUGCAAGACCUCUUGUUGACAGGAUAGAUGAAGAAAAUCGAUUUAGUCUUCGACUUUAUAGGCCUUCAACAAUUAGCACGGAAUAUCGAGAUCACGUGAAGGAUCUCAGCUGCCUAUCAAAAGAUCUAAGAAGAACAGUCAUCGUUGAUAACAAUCCUUUCAGUUUUCUAUUGCAACCUGUGAAUGGAAUUCCUUGCAUUCCAUUUUCUGCAGGGCAACCACACGAUUCACAGCUUCUAGAUGUCAUUCUUCCACUCCUAAAGCACCUCUCGCUGCAGAACGACGUCAGAUCAGUGCUGUACGAAAGAUUCCAUAUGCCUGAAUGGUUUCAGAAGCAUGGAAUUCCAACCUAAGUUCAACGAAAUCUGUGCCAAGGAGAAAGGUACAUUCUUCUCUGCUCAUGCUCCAGUUAACACAGUUAGCUUGCUUGUUCAAAAGGGCAGAGCACAUUUAGGAGUCAGAUUCUGAUUCUUGAACUUCUGUAUAGCUUCAUGUUGUACAUCAUGGAUAUGAUCCUGAAAAAGUUGCAUCCAAUUGUUUGAAAAUCAUAGUAGUAUUAAGAUUGUAAAUUUGUAGGAAUUCUGAAUUGUAAUUUAUUAAUGCAGUGUUGUUGGAUAUGUUAGUAGGAAUUUUCUUGAACUUUUUACCAAUAAAUAUCAGUUGUUUCCUCCCUUU